CCAGGGGGAGGAGCAAGGCCAGCGGGAUAGUUAUUCUACUAUCCACGCCACCAACUUCUACCUUUAGUAACCCGGCGGCGAGCGUACUUUUCGGAUACCCUGUUACCCGUGGCUCCUCUCCCUAGUGACGUGGCUCCGCCCCUGGUGACGUCAAAGGUCCCUUGCCCCACUCAGAUUUAGAACCAACCGUGCUCUCACUGCUCUGCAGACGUCCCCGUGACAUCAUGAGCACAUCCCGGAAGCGGAAGGCCGAGGACUAUAGAAAGCGCUGUCACUGUGUAACCUCAGCCACUGAAAAAUCUAAACGGGUGGAGAAACGCGUUACAUAUUACAGGAGCUUGCUCAUUACUGUCCCAUCACCACCAGCGCUGUUAAAAUCCGUCAGAGCCAGCAGCAGCGGGUAAGAGGGACUUGCCAUUCAUGUGGAACCCAGGGCUGAUCAGUGUUUAAAAGGACUGCAGUACCAGAAAUCACAGUGUGCGAAAGAGCUGCAAUUACCCAUAAUCAUUUAUGGAAAAGGUUGAUUUUUGUUUCAACAUUUUUUUUUAUCAGCAAUGGGCAUCAAAGGACUACAGGGUUUUGUGCAGAAUCAGUGUCUCAAUGUUUGCAGCACAGUCAACUUACGUACUUUAGCUAAAAGGCACAUGUCUUCUUAUCCGGAUUGUGCUCCUACUGUUGUCGUUGAUGCAAUGUGCUGUCUACGCACCUGGUACACACCAAAUGGUUGGGUUCAUGGAGGCCAGUGGAAGGAAUAUCUUGACAGUUUACAUAACUUCAUUACCGCCUUUAAGAAUGCUGGUAUUCGACUUGUAUUUGUUUUUGAUGGUGUUAUAGAGGAGAAGAAGAGAGCAGAAUGGGUUAAACGGCGGUUACAGAACAACAAAGAAGUUUCCAAAAUUUUCUCCUUCGUUAAGUCUCAUAGGCAGCAGCCUGGUCGGAAUAUGUUCUUUAUUCCUUCUGGAAUAUCUACUUUUACAAGAUUUGCUUUAAUGUCUCUUGGUCAGGAAAUAAUUUGUUCACAAGUUGAAGGAGAUUAUGAAGUUGCUGCAUAUGCCCUGAAACAUAAUUGUCUUGGAAUUUUAGGGGAGGAUAGUGACUAUCUCAUCUUCAACACUGCCCCAUACUUUUCCAUUAACAAACUUUGCUUAGAUAAUCUGGUCACUCUAAUGUACUCAAGAGAAUCCUUUUGUGGAGAACUGGGCCUCGGUCUUUCAGACCUGCCUCUUCUUGCCUGUCUUCUUGGCAAUGACAUUGUUCCAGAGAAAAUAAUGGAAAGCUUUCAUAGAAAAUGCAUGGCAUCAUAUCCUUCACACGGUAACAAACAUAACAAGGCCAAUGUUAUUAGGGCUGUGGCUUCUUUUAUUUCCAGUAUACAACUUUUGCCACAUGGUCUUAAAGAGGUAGAGAAGAUGUUGUACCCUGGAUUUGAUAUGACAUUGCUGCAAAAGGGAAUAGAAUCCUAUGUACUGCCACAGCAAAGUUCUCCUUGGAUUUAUUCAAGAUCACAGCCCUUUGAGGGAACAACCUAUGUCUGCCAAGAUCAGGAGAUUGUCCAGAUUGCAUUAUGUCAGCACUACAAAGGAGAGAAUAGCAUGAUCUGCAAUGUUCUGUGUCUUGGAGUGAGUGAUUGUAGUAAUACUUUGGAGGAUGAAAAUGACCCACAGAUCCCAGGACAAGCUCUGGUCUUUAGAACUGCCCGUCAGCAUAUUUAUGCAAUUCUUCUUGGCACUGGCAAUGGUUCCCCUGGUACAUGUCCUAUAGUCCAUGAGUGGUAUGUAUACCCCGGAAAUCUGCUGCAACGGCCAGACCUUGUUCCAGCACUGCCACUUUCCAUACCAGGUGGAACACCAACUGCCAGGAGGCUCUGGCUCUCUGAAGAGCCUGAUAUUCAAAGACAACGCUUUUACACAUGCCUGGCUUGUUUCAAUGUAGAAAGAUGGACAGAGGAAUUCAGCAGCCUUAGUAGCUCUCUUGCUGUUACAUGCUGCCUACUUGUAUAUAUCGCAGUGCAGGUGGACAGUUUGAGCCUAACCGAUGUAGAAGCAUUCCUAGCCCAAGCCUUGGUCCUUCCAGGGAUAUCUGCAUCCCAGCUAAAAAGCCUGCAGCUUCCUUAUGUGGAUUCCAGAGCAGUUCACCUUGCUUUUCUCUAUCUCCGAGGGCUGGUUACCCUGAUGGGGGCCAAUUGUGCCUGCAGUUAUCCGUUUAAAAUGGUCGAUUUGAUGCCAUGGAACACAUUUGAUGGGAAACUCUUUCAUCAGAAGUACCUGCAGUGUCAUAGACAGAGACCUUUGGAGGAGAUCUUAACAAAAACAGAGAGCAUUGCUCAGUUCAUGAAACUGCGGACUAUGAUCACUGAUGCUUGUGCAGCACAGAAUAGGAUCUUGCAACCUGGCCUGAAGAGCACAAGUGGUCCUUUACCUGGCAAGUCAGGUGAGCAGUCUCAUUAUGGUCCGCAAAGUGAACAUGAAAGUGAAAGAAAUGAGUGGCAAUCUGUUCGUAAGAAGCAACCAAAAGACCAAGCAAUGUCUGGUAGUUUCUACAAUAGAUACAGGCAAUGUAAUCCUCCACAUGAACACAGGGGCAAAAUAAAUGAUUGGAGUAAUAUCUCAAGGCAUCAAGCAGGACAUCAAGAGCAAUGGUCACAGCUUGAUCCUUUGUAUGAAUAUGAAGGUAGAGGAAAUUUGCCCGAGAGUUAUGAAUAUGGCAGAUAUAAUCCAGCAGGGCAAAGAUCGUGGCACAGAGGCCAGAGAAGAAGAGGGCAUCAGUUUUCUAAUCAAUGAUGAAUGAACAUAAAAUUAUAUACAAAAUCAAGAUUCGUCAGACCAGACAACCUUUAUUCCAAUUUUCAGCUGUCCAGUUUUGGUGAGCCUCAAUUUUCUGAACUUCAUAGCUGGCAUGAGUGGAACCCAGUGGAGUCUUCUUGUAGCUCAUCCUCUUCAAGAUUUACAUGUUGUGCAUUCAGUGAUUCUCUUCUGCAUACCAAUUGUUGCGGCACCUGGCUAUUUGAAUUACUGUCACAUUACUGUCAGUUUGACUCAGUUUGGCCAUUCUUUGAACUCUCUCAUCAACAUGCAUUUUUUUAUGUAUAGCACUGUAGCUCCCUUGAUGCUUUAUGUUUUGCAACCCAUUUUCUGUAAUUGUAGAGACGUGUCUGCAUGCUUUUAUGCAUUAUGUUGUUGUGGCUGAUUAAAUAUUUUAAUUAAG
Molecule: messenger RNA, 3204 nt
Organism: Pseudophryne corroboree (corroboree frog)
Lineage: Eukaryota; Metazoa; Chordata; Amphibia; Anura; Myobatrachidae
Gene: FAM120B
Product: family with sequence similarity 120 member B
Exons: 14
Coding region: 555-2780 (741 amino acids)
Biological process (GO): fat cell differentiation; peroxisome proliferator activated receptor signaling pathway
Cellular component (GO): nucleus
Molecular function (GO): nuclease activity
Source: RefSeq, a predicted model, not a curated record